CGGUCAAACUUCUUACUCUUCCACCUGAUAAAUAAGCUAGGAUACUGAUGCUCUCAGCUCCUCUAUAAGAACUCCCGUUCUCUACACACAUCAUCAGCUUGACGACACACAGCCCAGCCGCCAAUACGUAUGAACACUUGAACGGCUAGAAUUGCAGAGUGAGCAAGCUAGCUUACCUGCGUUCGAUGGAGGGCUCGUCCGAGGAGAGGUGCUUCUUGGUCAGGAAUCUGGUGCAGGUGCUCGAGAUGGCGAGGCAGGUGGAGGCGCACAUGGCGGGCCAACUGGACUGCACGGCGGCCGGAGGGGAGCAGUGCCGGGCCCUGGUGUCCACCAUGCGCGCGUCCAUCGACAGGGCCGUACAAAUCGCCAGUUCCUGUUUUCCCGAGGGCCGACUGGCCGUUGGACUUCCGGAGUCGCCGCCGUCCGGUGGUGAUGGCAGCCCGCGCAGCGCCGGGUCGUACCAGGCCGGUGAAUCCCGUGGCCGCGGCAAUGAGGCCGGGCAGUGCAAGAAGAGGAAGACGCUGCCCAAGUGGAGCACCCAGGUGAGGGUGAGCGCCGUGCAGGACGUCGCCCCCCUCGACGACGGCCUCAGCUGGAGGAAGUACGGCCAGAAGGACAUCCUCGGCGCCAAGUACCCAAGAGCCUACUUCCGGUGCACGCACCGGCACACGCAGGAGUGCCACGCGAGCAAGCAGGUGCAGCGAACGGACGGUGACCCGCUGCUAUUCGACGUCGUGUACCACGGGAGCCACACGUGCGCCCAGGCCGGCGCGCACGCCAAAACCCAGUGGCCGCGCCCCGCAGCAAGCGCAGAUCACUGCCCGCCCCAGGCCCAGCUGCAGCCCGGGCAGGAGCAGACUUCCGCCUCCACGGGGUUCGAGGGGCCUAUGCCGCCGUUGUCGCUCCCCUACAAGCCGUCGGUUGCCGACGAUACUGGUGGCGCGACGAGCAGCAGUUUCCCGGCCGGCGGUGUCACGGCGUCCUCUUUCGUGUCCCCGGCGACGCCAGCGUGCCGGCAGGUUGGCAGCAGCAGCAGCAGCUACGCGGUGGCCAGUGCCCGGAACGUGCCUGACGUCGAGCUCGACUCCACGACAAACUCUUCCAUGGGGGACAUGGACUUCAUGUUUCCCCUGGACGCCGCCGAUUUCUUGGGGAACCCCGGCUAUUUCUAAGCGGAAACGUUCCUUGGCGCCGGCAAAGCCGCCAAGGCGAAACGAACGAGCGGCCUAGCGCUCACUGUAAAACCUCCCCUAUCCACUCUUCAAGUCUGUAACGCUAGCUAGCAGCCUAGCACAGAGGACUAGUACAUCACAGGUUCAUCUGUUGCAUGCACUUCAAUUUUAAAUCUCCUUUCAUGUUC
Messenger RNA from Phragmites australis (common reed), 1360 nucleotides. RefSeq names its product transcription factor WRKY19-like. Gene Ontology annotation, molecular function: transcription cis-regulatory region binding; DNA-binding transcription factor activity. Gene Ontology annotation, biological process: regulation of DNA-templated transcription. The transcript has 3 exons. Lineage: Eukaryota; Viridiplantae; Streptophyta; Magnoliopsida; Poales; Poaceae. The record is from RefSeq and is a predicted model, not a curated record. The coding region runs from base 186 to 1172 and encodes 328 amino acids. Gene Ontology annotation, cellular component: nucleus.